AUGUGUCAUCCGAAGAACUCCCUAGAUGUGACUAGUAGAACAUUUCUGUUCAUAAUAGUGUUACUGUCUCUAAAACUGUGUAGUCCCCAGGACUUGAACGAGGAGUUUGUUAACGAGGAUAGUAUAGAGACUUCUGAUAUUAGUAUAGUGCCAGUGAAAAAGGUGAAGUUUGCUAGGAAUGUCGGUGAAGUGACGCCGUGUCGUAUGAGCGAGCUGCUGUGCGAUACUGGUCAGUGUAUCUCACUGGACAAGUAUUGUAAUGGAGAAGACGACUGUGGUGACAAAAGUGAUGAGCCAAAGGCCUGCACACCAUGCAACAGGACGUACAUGGGAGACGUGGGACGCACAUACGAAUUAGAGGUCCGGAGGCCUCGAGAGGAUCACCUCCCUUUUGUCUGCCACCUCAACUUCACCGCUAUGGGCGGGAACUAUGGCGACAUUAUACAGCUAACCUUCGACACGUUCACGGUUGGGAAGUUUGUGUCAUUCACGUCGGAUGGAUGUCCUGAUGGGCACAUGACGAUAGUGGAGCGAGCUCCCUCCCCACCAACGGGACAAUGGUGUGGAUCUGCAUGGGGUUACACCGUCUAUUUUUCAGAGUCAGAUUCUAUUAAUAUGACCUUGAGAUUGGACCGGUUAAGUCAGCAGGGAGUGGGCUACAAUUUCGACUUCAAGUUGGCUUACAAGUUUUUGAGGCGUAGUGAAGCGAGAUUACGAUACGGUAAUGCUACUGUUGGCGCGUGGAGAGGCGAAAGGGUACCUGGGACCUACUGCGACAGAAUACUGAGUGACUGCGACCUUAGAGCCUGUCGCAUACAAUCCCCCAACUUCCCCGGCGUUUAUCCCCGGAACGCAACUUGUACAUACCGCAUUGAACAUACUAAGAUACCAGCAGAUAAACAUGUUUUACUAGCAGUAAGACAGACGAAUAGUCACAAAAUACAUAUCAAAGACCAAAUAGUGAAGUACGAUAGAAGUCAGCGCGUAUUAAAGAUUUGGGACCAAUGCAAUGUCGUGCAAGAUUACCUCACAGUUUGGGACGGACCCACUCGCGAUUCACCGGUGCUAGUCCGUCUUUGUGGAGGAGAUGCGGUACCAGAUAUUGUCAGUAGAGGUCCCAAUAUGUUACUGGAGUUUCAUACAUCGCCCUACGAUAAUCCGUUUCACCCAGUUCCAUUGAGCUAUCUACCGGGAUUCGAGCUUGAAGUACAGGUACUCUAUGUGGAGAAAGACUCCCAUUCAUACGUGCGUUCAGAUGGCCGUUGCCGUUUUGUGCUCCGCUCUUCGGAUAAAACCAGUGGAGUACUAAGGAACCCGAGGCAUUCACUACCACCGAACACAUCUUGUGUCUACUAUUUCCAGGGUCGGGCCAACGAGAUAGUUUGGGUGUCGUUUGUGAAGUACCACUCCGCUGGAACGGAGCCCGCUGGCUUUGAUCAACAGAAGGACUGCUCCUCACAACUGACUAUAUGGGAUGGAGCCGCCCCUGAUGCCGAUUUGGAUCGAAAGUUGGAUAUGAGUGACAAAAAGUCUCGUCUGGGAUUGUUUUGUCGUGAAGAAUCGCCUCGGCUUUGUGAUCACGCUCUACUCUCGAAUGCAACUAGGGCAACACGACCGUGCGCCCCCUCCGAGAGCUACAUCACCACUGGGAAUGCCCUCACUAUACUGCAAGAACUCCGCCAAGGUUCAGCACUCUACCCGGUCUCAUUCGUCCUUCGCUACGAAUUUGUCGACGUUAGUGAACAAGGCCAACCAUUGGUAGACUCACAAUCAGCUUGCGACCGUGUCUUCAAAUCUGCGCAAACUUACUCCGGAAGAUUUCAAGCUCCCCGAGCAAUAUUUUAUUACGGAAGAGGUGGCGCACAGAACCUCACUUGCAUUUUAAGAUUCGAAGCGAAACAAGGAGAAAGAAUACAGUUAACCUUCACAAGCACUUACUUCGGAAAUAAAUAUUGUAAUACGCACAAAGACUCACGGACGAGUCGUUGGAAAUGUGAUAGGCCUGCGAAAAGAACCAUUGGGGGCGAAGGUCUCGCCCAAAUUAUUAUAACAGAAUAUCCUUGGGAAGGAGUACCGAUACAAAGAGACUGCAUUUGUACUAAUAGAUCUGAGCCAUUAAAUGUUCAUACAUUAACCGCCCCCGUCGUAGAGAUCAACUUUACAGUAACUAUGAUGAAUAUUACUGAAGAUUAUGAUGAUUUUGCUUUUGAAGGCGAAUACAAAUUUGUUCCUACUGGGCCAGGAGACGAGACUGUGUGUUCUACGGGAUGGGGUAAGAGACGGCUUAGGGGCAGCAGUGGAGAAAUCCGACUGUAUGAUAAAAGACAAGUACCUGUUGCACCAGAAAUAGUUGGUGAUAGACAUGUCAUAUCGGAAAGUGUACGAGCCGAAGUAGCUUGUGUGCAUAGACCCUGGCUGAUAGAACCUGGAGGUGAUGAAGUCACACCUGUCCAAGGAAGAUAUUUGUACGUCAAAGUUCCUGGUUAUGAAGUCACCCCAUCUUCACCUUUCUGUACCACACCAAAUCGUCUAUAUAUUUACGAAGCUCACGAUACGUCAAAAUUAAGAGAAGUGUGUCCAGAUGGCACGAGUUCCAUAGAACUCUACUCCCCAGGAUGGAAAUCUUCCCAGACAACUUUGGAAACGUCUUUGAAACCCCAUGCCGGAGCUAUGUGAUAGACUUUCUACAACACGAACAAGCUGACUAUUCAAUCAAAUGGAUUGAACUCAUGAAGAAACCGUCUUUUGACCAUGAUUCAGACUCCAAUACAAUUCCUCCACCGGUGUCAUUAGAAUGUCGAUACAGCUGUCCGGAACUGAACGCCUGUAUUCCUAUCGCACUAUGGUGUGAUGGAAGCGCUCACUGUCCUUCAGGUUACGACGAAGACGAUUCCAAUUGCUCCUUCAGGAUAUCCCUGCCUCCACCGUACGUAGCCGCGGCCGCUGGUAUUGGUCUUCUAUUAUGUGCAAUCACUGUAGCUCUUUGCGCUUGUAAAAGACGACGAAGAAAAGACAAAGAGUUCAAAGCAAGAUUAGAUGGUGCAUUACCCCCUGAAGAAAGACCGUUUGAUCGAGCUAAAACGAACGGUGUUCCUGAAGCAGCUCGCCAAUACGCUACCGUGCAAAAGUAUGCGACGAUAGAUAAGUACAGCUUAAGUCAGAAAUACAGUGCAGGGUUGAACGACGCUCGUUACUACGACGAGGUAGCACAAAGGGAUAAGCUCGCGGAUACAAGGUACGCUAGUUUAGGUCGGGCUGGAAGAGGCAUGCGAGUCGAGAACUCAAGAGGCAACGGGUCAAGAAGAGCGAUGCCUGAUUUGGGUUACCCGGACUUAAAAGACGGUUUUUGUUGA
This is a messenger RNA of Spodoptera littoralis (African cotton leafworm), 3353 nucleotides long. Lineage: Eukaryota; Metazoa; Arthropoda; Insecta; Lepidoptera; Noctuidae. The record is from the annotation of a GenBank genome assembly.